CAGACCCGGAGCAGCAGCGGCUUUGGCGGUCUUGGCGGUCGGAGGUCCAGAGCACCAGGGCGCGAGGGUGUCCAGACUGUUUCAGGCCAUCCACGAGCCAGCAGGAAAGAAUUUCCAGCCAGAGAAAGACGACAUCCGAAGUCCCAAUGCACAGAUCAGCCCCCAGUCAAACCACCAAGAGGAGCCGAUCGCCAUUUUCCACCAAUCGUCAUCGUUGGGAUGACAGUGAGAAUUCAGGAAGCAGCCUGAAUGUUGAUAAUGAGGACUACUCCAGGUACCCGCCCAGAGAGUACAGGGGUCUGGGUAGCAGAAGAGGAAUGGCUUAUGGACAUAUUGACUCUUUCAGGGCAGAUGAUAGCGAGGAGGAGGGGGCUGGGCCUGUGGAGCGAGUGCCAGUGAGAGGGAAAGCUGGCAAGUUUAAAGGUGAUAAGCUGUAUGACCCAGAGAAAGGGGCAAGGUCUUUGGUUGGUGUGCCCCCCCAGUUCUCUAGUUUUAACAGUGAUGUGAGAAAGGAGCUUGACCCAGCCCCUACAGUGAUACGCUCUACUGGCAGAGCUGAGUUCCUGCAGCAAAAGAGCAUGGCUCCUCAGACCUCUGCUGCUGACACGAAGUUGGUUACAAAAGGCGACAGCCUGGAGAGGGACAGACAGGAGCAGAAUGUACCUGUGCGUCCCAGCAGAGGUCCUGUGAUUGUUCGUGCUGGUGGGGAAAGCAUCCCUAAGGCUGCAGAGGAACCAGUGGUGAGGCCCAAAAUCAGAAAUCUGGCCAGUCCAAACUGCGUGAAACCAAAAAUAUUUUUUGAUACUGAUGAUGAUGACGAUAUGCCACACAGUACUUCCAGGUGGAGGGACACUGCCAUCACUGGUGAGUGCCACUUGGGCAGCCGGGCAAGGAGAGGCAGAGGCGAGAGUUCAAGUGGCUACUCUGAGCCGAAGUAUCCUGAGGAUGAGAGGGAAGCCAGGAACGACCAAGUGAAGCCAGAAAAGGUGCCAAGACGGCAAUGUACCAUGGCUGACCAUGACUUCUGGACAUUCAAUGAUGAUUACUACAAAUAUUGCGAUGAAGACUCUGACAGUGACAAAGAGUGGACUGCUGCUUUGCGUCAGAAGCAUGGAGACUGGGAGAAAAACCCGUCGUCCAAUGGCGAAAGCUGGGAGACUCUGCCGGGGAAAGAAGAGCAGGAACCUGAGCCAGCCAGAGUGAAUACCGGAGUGAUUGUCAACGCCGGUGCUAGCCCCAGUGCUAGUGCCAUCUCUGGCAGCAAUGGCAGCAAUGAACUUGAAGAAGUUCAAAGACCAGCUCUUCAGGAAGUGGAGCGGGCAUUGCCGGAAGAAGGUGAAGUUCCUUGGCUCCAAUACAAUGAAAAUGAGAGCAGCAGUGAGGAGGAUAAUGAUUCUGGUCAGGAGUUUCUGCAUCCUGGGGUCUUCAUGCUGGAUGGCAACAACAACCUCGAAGAUGACUCCAGCGUGAGUGAAGACCUAGAAGUGGAUUGGAGCCUCUUUGAUGGAUUUGCAGAUGGGUUGGGGGUGGCCGAAGCCAUUUCCUAUGUGGAUCCUCAGUUCCUCACGUACAUGGCACUUGAAGAACGCCUGGCACAGGCAAUGGAAACGGCCCUCGCACACUUGGAGUCUCUUGCAGUGGACGUGGAGGUGGCCAAUCCACCAGCAAGCAAGGAGAGCAUCGACAGUCUUCCUGAGAUCCUGGUCACUGAAGACCACAGUGCAGUAGGGCAAGAAAUGUGUUGCCCCAUAUGUUGCAGUGAAUAUGUGAAGGGGGAGGUGGCAACCGAGCUGCCAUGCCACCACUAUUUCCACAAGCCAUGUGUGUCCAUCUGGCUUCAGAAGUCCGGCACUUGCCCUGUGUGCCGCUGCAUGUUCCCUCCCCAACUUUAAGACCAAGGCUCUUUCCUCCUGGUCUACUGAUUUUCCCCAUCUGAAACCCACAAUACUGCAGGAUCCCUCUCAGAAUUAACAAUUGCAAUGAAACCAAUCAGUCCAUUAAUCUAGUAUAUCAGUUGAUUUCUUGUGAUCAUUUCCAAUGUGAAACGGUUGUGUACGAUUGCAUUAAAAAUCAUACUGUGUUUUAGAGGUGACAAAGGGAAAACUAAACUUUCUAAAUGCUACUUAAGAUUGCAAUAAGAACAUACAUUUUCUAACCUGAACAUUAAAAUCUGUUGCAUUUGUUUUUUCAGUAGAUAUGUUGCUGUUAAUUAUGAUAUCAAGUUUAUCUGUUAAAUAUGUCCAUAAGGCAUCCCCAUUUCUGUUGCAUGUAUGGGUUAAUGUUCCUGUAAUUACAGUGCCAGAAAAGCUUAUUAAAGUUCUUCUUUUGGUUUUACAUGCUA
This is a messenger RNA of Eptesicus fuscus (big brown bat), 2341 nucleotides long. It is a transcript of the gene PJA1, whose product is annotated as praja ring finger ubiquitin ligase 1. NCBI's taxonomy places the organism in Eukaryota, Metazoa, Chordata, Mammalia, Chiroptera, Vespertilionidae. The record is from RefSeq and is a predicted model, not a curated record. The transcript has 2 exons. The coding region runs from base 147 to 1892 and encodes 581 amino acids.